This is a messenger RNA of Chiloscyllium plagiosum (whitespotted bambooshark), 10106 nucleotides long. The record is from RefSeq and is a predicted model, not a curated record. NCBI's taxonomy places the organism in Eukaryota, Metazoa, Chordata, Chondrichthyes, Orectolobiformes, Hemiscylliidae.
UCCCCAGCGGACGUUGUGUAAUUGGCUGAAGCUGCGCACGGACGCACCAAUGAGCGCGGGUAUCAGGGCUGGGUGUCACGGUGGCAGUAACGGCGUCGCGGAUUGGAGCGCGGGCGGUCAGGUGACCGGGCGGUUAUGGCGCUGAGGUGUUUUUUCUGUUAGAGGCGCGAGCGGGACCGAGAGGCAACGAAAGAGAAACCGGAGAGAGAUAGACCAGAGAGGGAGACCGGAGAGAGGGAAUAUGAAAGAGGUGUCAACAUGACAUCAAGAUAUGGGAAAACCUACAGUAAGAAAGGGAGUACGAGCAACUCUAAGUUUGAUGAAGUGUUUUCUGGUAAGCGAGCAAAAAUAAGCACCAAAUGGGGGGAAAGCACUUUCAAGGCUCAGCUGAGCCAGAAGAGACCCAACCUCAAACCAGAGCCAAUGGAACAGCCCAAACGGCAGAAGCUAGAAGAUGAACCGUUGGAAGAUCCUUUUGGGUUCGACAGUGACGAUGACUCUCUCCCUGUGUCAUCCCGGAAUCCAAUUUCGAACAAAGGGCCUCCAUCGACAGAGCCUUUGAAACUGGGGGAUGGGGACAAUGCAGCUUCACUGCUUGAGGUUAACAGUGUGGUUAAUCGACCUGUCAGCAGGGACGCAAUUAUGUGCAGCAAGUUGGCACCAUUGGGUGAUGUUCUGCAUGAAAAAGGUGCAUGCAGUGCUGUGGCCUUGUCUUCAGUGUUCCCAGAGGAAAUACCAGAAUCUGACAGCAACUUGAACUAUCUGGAAGUGAAACACCGAGAUCCAUUCAGAGAAGGAAUUGAGAAAAUUAGUUUUUCUAAGAAGAAUGCAAAUGAAAACGAAAAGAAAUCUAAGGCACCUAGUCCAAUGUUGACUGACUUUAAAACUGAUGGAUUGUCAUCAGACAGUUGGGAUGAGAUAAUGAAGAGCUCAGGUUCCCCCUCUGAAAUACUUCAGAGGACUGAGUUCCAGCCGUGGGUUGGUGGACUUGGCCGUAUGUCCUGUGUGAAAAAUGAAGCCUCUGCCUGCAAGCAGGACCGUCAGGGAGGCACUUCCUUAAAUCCCAACAAACCUUUGGAAAUCAAAAGUAACCAAAGGACUUUGGGGAGGAUGGAACAUCCCAGCUUUAAAGAUGAGGUGGUGGAGAAUGAUUCCCAGCCCCUCAGAUCAAACUGCAGGACAUAUUGUCGUUCGAAUAAAGGUAAACCAGGAGUUGCUGGCAUGACAAACUUUGAUAAAGUAAUUGAUGGCACUGGGAAAUCUGCACAGGCUGAUCUGACUUUGGGCAAGGAAAGCCUAAAACCGGACACCAAAAUUUCAUUAGGGACAACAGGAAAGACAUCUACAGCUCGGACUGCAAAAGACACUAUCACCUUACCGUCAUCUUAUCUGUCACCUUGCAAUGUUACGCUUCAGGACACCACAGAUCGUAGUAUGGAUGAGUUCACCACUGGUCCAGCUGACCUGGGAGAAGCUGGCCGGUUGCGGAAAAAAACGGAAGCUGCAGCUAGUAAGACCACGGUCCGAUUCCGGCCAACCCAUUCUAAAUCCAAAAAGGAUGCGAAGCUGGAGUUCUUUGGGUUUGACGAACAGGAGGGAGAGGAAGAUUCUCUCCAAUCCACUGGAGGUGCUGCCAACUAUAAAAUCAAGUACUUUGGUUUUGAUGAUCUAAGUGAGAGUUCUGACGAGGAUGAAGGCACUGACUCAGAAGGCAGAUGCAAGAAAAAAGUAUCGACAAGAAUGGGUGAAAUGGUGGAACUCUUAUCAGGUUCUGAGUCAACAGGUGACUCUCAGAGUAGCCAGCCGCAGUCUCAGGACAGCACUCAUACAGAUUUGCUGGAAUUCAGUGAUGAGUCAAAUUCCGAUGCUGGUAGGAAACCAAUGAAUAGACAGGAAAAAGCCAAGGAAAAUACCAGGAAAAUCUUCCAUGGGCCUAAACGGUCUCCUACUAAAGCUGUGUACAAUGCCAGACACUGGAAUCAGCCUGAGCCAGAGGAGCUUCCUCCAACAUUGUCGCUAUCUCAUAAUGCGGUGGGGAGUGCCACAAGUAAACAGCCAUUGACACAGUCCCAGGCAACACCGGCCAUUGUCACCUUAAAGGAAACCACUCAGAAGGAUGAGGGUGUUUUCAAAGCUCCUCCCCCUCCACCCCGUGUGAUCAAAACAGUGACAAUACCCACCCAGCCAUACCAAGACAUUGUAACUGCACUGAAAUGUAGAAAGGAGGAUAAAGAGAUUGAUUGGACCAAGUACUGUCUUCAUUGGGUUGUGAUAUUUCAGUUGUACACUGUGGUCCAGCACGUGAAGCACUUCAAUGAUGUGGUAGAAUUUGGAGAAAACCAGGAGUUUACGGACGACAUUGAGUACCUACUCAGUGGACUAAAGUGUUCCCAGCCUCUCAACACACGCUGCCUUAGUAUUAUUAGCCUGGCCACCAAGUGUGCCAUGCCAAGUUUCCGAAUGCAUCUGAGAGCUCAUGGAAUGGUAGCCAUGGUCUUCAAGACACUGGAUGAUGCACAGAAGAAUCAGAAUUUAGCUCUUUGCACAGCAGCACUAAUGUACAUCCUGAGCCGAGACCGAUUGAACAUGGAUCUGGAUCGAGCUAGUCUGGACUUGAUGAUCCGUCUUCUGGAGAUGGACCAGGACCCUUGUUCACGACAACUGAAUGAGAAGGAAAUGAAAAAGAUCAAAGAGAAAAUUCGCAAGCUGUGUGAAACUGUCCACAACAGGCAUCUAGAUCUGGAGAACAUUACGACUGGACAUUUGGCCAUGGAGACUCUGCUUUCACUCACAUCCAAACGUGCAGGAGAUUGGUUUAAGGAGGAACUCCGGCUCCUGGGAGGAUUGGAUCACAUUGUUGAUAAAGUAAAAGAAUGCGUGGAGCAGUUGGGUGAGGAGGAUGAAGAGCAGGACAAAUUGGUUGCAUCACUAUGGGGUGCUGAACGUUGUUUACGUGUGUUGGAGAGUGUUACCGUUCACAAUCCAGAAAACCAGGGUUAUCUUAUUGCGUAUAAAGACUCCCAGCUCAUCAUCUCUUCUGCUAGAGCUUUACGACAUUGUGAGCAGCUGAUCACACAAUACAAUCGAGAAGAAAACAAGGUUUGCAUGACAAACAGCAAUUCUCUACCACAGUACAGUGCCUCCAGCCAUAUUGGCAAAGCAGUGGAGGACUGCAUGAGAGCAAUCUUUGGAGUCUUAUUAAAUUUGACUAAUGACAAUGAGUGGGGAAGCACGAAGACUGGUGAACAGGACAACCUCAUCAGCACAACCAUGAACUGUGUACUUCAGGUGCCACAAUAUAUACCUCAGGAACAGAGAUUUGAUAUUCGUGUAUUGGGACUUGGCUUGCUAAUUAAUCUUGUGGAGCAUAGUGCUCGCAAUAGGCAUUGUCUUGUCGACAUGGAAACACCUUGCUCCUUUGACUCUUUCUGUGCUGUGGAUGGAAAUGAUAGCUUAAGGAUGGACGGACAAGUGGGAGCUAUUGAGGCCUUGGUGCAGCUCUUUCUGCAGCGAGAGCGAGCAGCCCGUCUUGCAGAGACAGAGACCGAUGAUUUCAUUAAAGACACACCAGUGCCACCUCAGGACCAGAGUGGCCAAUGGCAGGAAACUGCUGGGUCUCUGGAAUGGAUACAGUCAGAAAACUCUACCAAGAACGAGAAUGAAAAGAAGGAGGAGGAAGAUGAAGAAAUUGACCUGAAUAAAGCCUUGCAGCAUGCUGGCAAGCACAUGGAGGACUGCAUCGUGGCCUCUUACACAGCACUGCUUCUCGGCUGCCUCUGUCAAGAAAGUCCAGUGAAUGUCACAACUGUGAGGGAGCUUUUACCUGAAGGAGAUUUCUCAAUUAUGACUGAGAUGUUGCAUAAAUUUUUGAAUUUCAUGAAUCUUACGUGUGCUGUGGGAACGACAGGACAGAAGUCCAUCUCUCGAGUGAUUGAAUAUUUGGAUCACUGCUAAAGGACAAUGAGCUUGUGCUGCUGUGCCCUGUCCCUUGGAGUUAACCCCUCUGUCACCAACCAGUUCUUGUGGACAGAACCUGGUCUUUCUCCUCUCCUCCUCUUUCCUCUUCUCCUCCCCAGCAGUCCCAAAAAAGCACCCCUUUCCCAAAUGAGGAAAGCUCCAAAGGAAUCCCACACCUGCUUUGUCAGUGACUUUGCUUCUGAAGGAAACUAUGGCCAUUGCAUAGUCUGACCAAACCAAGCAGAGCUUGACUGAAUUAGCCAGAUCUGUCUGGUUGAGUGAAAUGAGGCAAAGGCAGAUCUGAGGAUGAAUGGCAUGUGCUUUGUUUAGUUUCUGGGAUAGAUGUGAGGUUUGCAAUAUCGGCCUAAUUAUCCCAUAUCCAUGCAGGGUUACAAUCAUCCUGUUAUUUUGAUCUGGAGAUCCUGCAAGGUCAAUCUUCAAAAUAUAACUAAUGACCUUGUCAUCUGACAAUGUCGUCCUUUUUCAUUCAUCAAAUGUUAUGUUACUAGUGUGGCUAUGGAAUAAGUCUUGCACCACAUGUUUUUGUAUGGUUACCUCAUUAAUGCAGACGCUGUGUAUGGUAACCCCUGUUAUGAAUAUGAAGUGGUGCUGGCUUGACAGCAAAUUCUGCCGCCACCAGAAAUGUGUCUCAACCCUCUGGAAUGGUUAUUUGCUUUACUACAAGCUGAACAGAUCAAGCUGGUUACAUUUUGACUCAUGGUCUAUAUAUAGAGUUGUUUAAUACAGAAUAUAUAAUUAUUAUAAAAGUUGAUGAGACUAGUUUAAUCCCCUGGUCUGUUUAGCUUGUACUAAAAUGAAUGGCUUGUAUUAAACUGUCAAUGGUAAUCUGGAUUGGUCAGGAAUACUGUUACAUUACUUAUUGGAUGUGAUUUUUCAGUUAAAAUGGUAUUUAUCCUAAAGUAAGAUCAUGUCCAAGUUCAGUUGGAAAAACAUAGCAGCUGUGACUCAUUCCCAUUUGGUAUUCAGUUACCAAGGACUGGAGAAUCAAUGGGGCCAUGGAAAAAUGUACAAACAAGAUUCCUGAUUCAGGAUCACUGUGAGAAUGCUGCUGAAAUAUCAACUUCUAUCCUUCAAUAUUUAGUUGCCAAGUUUGGAUUGUGACUCGUCUUUGCUUCCACUUUGGAAAUGUUGCUUCCCUGAGCUGUUUGAGUCUGACUACGUUAACAUCACUGAAAGCCAUCCAGAAACAACUGCGAGUUCAAACACUGGAGUAAAACCAUGUUGAUUUUCUUCUUCAGAAAUAUUUUCUCUAAUGGAGAAAAUUCCUGUUUGCAAUUGUAUCAAGUCCAGGAAAUGGUCAAAACUGGAGAGGAAAAAGCACUGGUAUGAGGAAUGCAAAUUAAGGUUCUUGAUUUCUUUAAUAAAUUGAGUUUCACUGAAAAUUAUAUUUCCUUUAGAGAAUUGACUUGAGACCAUGGCUGGUGAAAACUGAUCUUGUUGAAUGAAUUUUUUCGGAGGAGGAAUUUCACCUCGUAGAUUGAUAUUUUAGGACACAGGACAAUCUUGAAGAUGGAAGUGAUAGUCAUCAGCAUGUGCCUUCUCUACUAUCACUCAAUUCUCUCUUCUGUUUCUCUCCUGAAUUUAGAUAAUAACAAGUUCACAAUACAGGCUCUUCACAACCCAGGAGACAGUUGAGAGCAUAGAUGCACCUUAAUUUUCCGAUCAAACUGAUAUAGUAAGGAGAGGUGUUGCAGGGUAUGCAGUGGAGUUGAAUUGUCGUCUGUGGUAGAUAUACCAAUAGCCAUGUUGAAAUUUUUGCAUGGUUUAUUCUGAAGUUAAUGGCUUUCUUUCUACAAGAUUUAAAUAACAAAUUCCCAUCCGUCCUUAAGGCUGUAAUGUUCACCAUUAAAUAAAUUCCUCCAUUUGCAGCGAUCAAGUGUUAAGCAGCAUUUAAGUUCUUGAUUUGGGACAAACCUAAAUUGACAGACAUCCGUCUAUCGUCAUAUGAGAUGGUUAGUGCUAUAAAAGCUGAUAGUUCUGUUUGUCAGCCCCUAGCCACCUUUACCAAAUUGUUUUAAUUGAUCAACCUUCUAGAUUGUAACCGGUUUGAUUUUGACACUGACAGAAACAAAUUGGACUAUUAAACAAGGCAAAUUUGAAGGCAAGCUUGGUGCAAAAAUCAACAGAUGAUUCUUCCCUGGUAUUUGCUUCAGAAUGUAAGUAGUGACGUGGGAGAUUACCAUUUCAGACUCCAAACACACACUCUGUCAUCACAUGUCGUAUGUAUGGAAAAAUUUUGUUCUGACUCAAUUCUGAGAUUAUAUCUACAUUUCUACUUUCAACAGAUUGACCCAUUUUGCCCCUGCUUAAUCUGCAUAUCCGUUGCAGAAAUAUCAGCCAGGACCUCCUUUGGGUCUCAGACUGCAGUAGGCACUGAAUGCUGAUGUAGGUGAGGCAUAGAAAAUGUGUAGUGGAUUUUGGAUUCUGUUCUUGUGGUGAGUCUUUCCGAUGAGAUUGAUAGCCUGCAGCCUCACCACCUUUAACAAAACUCCAUACAAACUUUUAGCCUUGCUGUCCUCAUACUGCUAGUAAUUCUGGAUACAGUGGCCUUUCUGAAUAGAAAUGCUUUCUCUUUGACAUGAUUGGAAGGAGCUAGCUGCUAUAAGUUGGUGAGAUAAGAGCGUGCCAUGUUUCCAUGCUGACAUUUCAGUGUUCUUUGUAAAUGAUUUAAAGGUAUUAAUUAUUUCAUUGUGGAAAAACCAAUCACUGAAGAAUUGGGAUAUGCAUUUAUGAAGUACCUUGACCUCCAUGCUGAUCAACCCAGUUCAAUCCUACCCAUGUUGUAAAUUUGUUUUAAUUUUCUGAAAAAAGUAGGAAUUUUAGUUGUCGCUUUUACUGAGUGGGAAGUGUAUCAGUAAUUCAUCUAGCCUUGCAGUAUCUGGAUUUUUAAUGGUGAUUAAUAAUUGAUAAUCAACAGUAACAGAAAAGAAGACAAAUUGUUUUGCAAAUUGCUGAGAGCCUGGUAUAUAUUUGACCAGAGAUUUUCGUCCUCUCCCAGUGACUACAGUUGAUAUGAAUUAAAAGCUGGUACAACAUUUUAACCUUGGGAACAAGUUAAAACCAAGCCAAGACCAAUGGGGCACACAUUCAAGACUGAUUCUGCCUUCCAGGUUACUAUGAGCAUUUAUUUCUGUAUGUGGCCCUCUCAAGUAAAUGUUGCAAAAAGCUGCUCAUAACUUAGCAACAAAUUGGCUUUGGAUGCAACUUCUUUGAUAAAGGAAGUUGGUUGGACAAGUGGAAAUGUCCAAUUCCUGUGCAAUAGGGAAUGCGCUUGAAAUUGGAAUAAAGGUAAAAAUGUGGAAGUAGAAUUGAGUUUAUUUUGACUUUCCUUAACGGUUGCUGACCUGUGUCGUCUCCAUUUUGAUGAUGUACGCCAAAAAGUGCUGAAGUGUUCCAUUCCUCCAGUGACAUCUCACCCGAAAGCACGGGAACGUUUCUUCUUAAAUUUUCAUCUAAAACUAUCAAAUCACCUACUGGAGAUCUUUGGUGAGGCAAUGCGGCAAUUCUCAAACCUUCUAGAACUUGACUCUACAUCUCUGAGCCAGAUCUUUUCACUGCUGUUUAAUCAAUCUUCAACUUCUGAUAACAUCUAAGGCUGGCUGUGAAGCUUUACCUCUCUAUGGCUGUUGGUCAGGAAGGUUAUUUUAUUCAGGACCGUAAGAACUAUGCAGAUAAUAUAUCACAAUUUAUGUUCCUUUCUCCAUGCUUCCCAAUCUGUUUUGCUUCGUGUCUUUAUUUUCAGCUAAUCAUAAGUCUCCAGUGCUAUUCUUGUGGCUUGCAUUGUUACUGCUCAUUAUCAAGCUUGGGAGAUCUGUGAAGAAUACUCUACAAAUCCUAUUUAUUGCCCUGUCUUUUUGACAGGUGAGUGUAUAUUCUGUGCUCAAUAUCUAUCAUCAGCUGUCUGGACUGAACUUGCACUAGUUAAAAGUCACAAUUUAUCCAAGUCAACUGGAUGGUCUGCUUUAUUAACUUAUUAUCUCUUUUAAAAGGAUCUAUUCCUACUUGUCUAAUUUCACAACAGAUUGAAGGUCAGGAGGGAUAUGUUUUCAAACCUGUAAUCAGCUUCUGGCCAAGGAGGUGGAGCAACAUUGCCAGUCCUUGAGUAACUUAACAGUUAGAUGGAUUGGUCUUAUGUCCAGGUCUUGUUUGAUUCAAAACAGGCGCACAUGGGAUCAAGGCAGAGGCGUUUAACACUGUCUUGCAUUUUUUUUUAGUGAGUGUUUUAAAGUUGCCUUGUCUAAUUCCAGCCAUGUCAGUAACAUCUUCCAUGAACAGCCCACUUAUUGCUGCUUUUCUUCACUGCUGUCCAUGUUUCUUGAUAAAAUAUUUCCUGAUUUUGUACAGGUGAUCACAACUUGACCUUGACUAAUCUAGAUUUAAGUUGCAUAGUGCUGGCUUGACUGUUACAUGUACAUUUCUGUUUGUGCAGUGCAUCUGUGUUAGUGAAGCCAUUGGGUAUUUAGUGAGGGAAUGAAGCAUCCUUUACAGCAUUUGCUGAAGCAGUUUCUGACUUUUUCUUCAAUGAUUGCUUGGAGACCAACUCUGAGGUUUCAACUGUCCUGUAACUCACAGUUUACUUCAGCUGUGUUAGCAGAUGUUCAACAUUCAUGGUGUUUCUUCCAGGAUUCAGCAUGACAUGACUCUUAUUUUAAGCAAUACACUGAUCACAUUGUGUACGUGUAUGCAAUGUUCCUUACCCUAGUUAUAAAAGUAAAUUGUGCUGUUUGUUUUAAAUGCCAUGGCUGCUCCAGACUGCUUGUGAUGAGGUCACAGCCUUACUUGCAUUUCACCUUGAGUUAGUUCUUCAAAUCUGUGAACAGUUUGAACGCAGUUUCUAUCAUUGUUCUUGACUUCUUGUGAAUGUUGGUCUCUGGUCAUCCAGAUGUUUUUAAGGUUUUAUAAAUAUUUUUUAUCAACUGUAUUUCUUAAAUCAGAGAUUUGGCUCUGAUACUUUAAAGCCAUGUAUUAUGUCAAGAUACUUUUAAUAGUUUAAAUCAAUUGCAAUUUUAGUUUAAUUUUGCAUUGAAGACUACAGAUAUUUAACACUGGUUCUUUUGAGUGUGUUUCUAAUUGCUGCAGCCAGCUUUGGUUUUAGGUAAGUAUUGAAAUUUUAUGUUGUAUAGUGCCAGUUAUCUUAUUCAGUGGUUGUCUUCAGAGAAGCCUAUUUUCUAAGUUCGUCAUCUGAUGGGAAUGUUUAAAAUCUUGUGAUGUCCAAACUUCUUCAGGAAAUGUUAAUCUAUGGAAUUGGUUGUACAAAAUCCAAAUCAAUCCAAUUGCCACAAUUGUGCAGCAUUACAGUGCUCCAGUCCUGAACAUUGUAACAUUGAGUUAUUGCUAGGCUUCAAAUUAAAUGAAUUUGGGGGAUAUGUUGAUAAAUAUUAUUGAAUUAAAAUUUCUAUCUGCACUCCAUCUCUGAUUUUUAAAGUAAUGGUCAGUUCAUAUCUGGGCUCGAAAGAAAGCUUCCUGGUCAAGUGUAGCAUUGUCUGACCAGUUCAUGCAAUUAUGGCAUAACUGUCUCAAUGUCUGCAUUUUCUGCCUGUCCCUUGAGUUUUGUCUUCCUACCACUUAUCAAAUUGGACUAUUAAAAGUUGUGCAUUUGAGCCUGAUUUGCUUGUAUGUACACUGGGCAAAAAUCUAUUUUUAUUGUAGAUGAAUGAAAAGUGCUUCACUCCUUGAGAAAAUAGAAUCAGGAACGUCAACCUUGAAAUGCAGCAUUACCUAAAUACUGCAAUCGAAUUGAAAAUGACGCGGUCAAAUCAAAAACUCUUGUUCAGAUUUGCAUUGAAACUUUUAAUUCUACUUCCUGUGCUGGUAGGUGAUCAGACAUGGUUUGAAUUUACUUCAAAUAAAGGAAAUCUUGAUGUUCAAUGAGUUUGGGAACUGAAAAAGAUGCUAUACAUUGGAAGUUGGCUCUAGAUUCCUCGUGUCAUCCAUGAGUAGUUUGAUUUAGUGACUUGAUUGUUGUUUGCCAGAAGAGCUGGAGAUGUCACUUAUUUUAACAAUUGUUUCACACAAUUGCCUUUUUUUCCUUUAUCUUUUUCUUGCUUCCCUGCCACUUUGUGGGUAAUUUGAUGGACAGUGUGGUUGUGUUUCCUUGUUUUGUUGGAAUUAUCAGUGGUCUGGUGGCA